GAAAGAAGGCGACAAAAUUGUUUUGCCGCCAAAGAGUGGGCUUCGAAAUUAGCAGAGAGUGACAAGGGCUCCUACUACAAUCAAGAAAAAUGGCUAAAAGAUGACGAAGCUCCUGAAAAACCCAUUGAAGCUACCGCGGAAUCGAGUUUCACGAGUUCGUUAACGAGCGGAAAGAGCUUUUUGGGCCGCGAAGCAGCCAAUCGAGAGACGAAGAAGCGAGAGGUCCCGCGCCAUAUAAAAAUCGGACGAAGUGCUGUUUUGAAAGUCUAUUGUAGAGGGAAAGAAGCUUUAAGAAAAAAUCCAGGAAG
Molecule: messenger RNA, 308 nt
Organism: Porites lobata
Lineage: Eukaryota; Metazoa; Cnidaria; Anthozoa; Scleractinia; Poritidae
Source: the annotation of a GenBank genome assembly